Molecule: messenger RNA, 1992 nt
Organism: Boeremia exigua
Lineage: Eukaryota; Fungi; Ascomycota; Dothideomycetes; Pleosporales; Didymellaceae
Exons: 3
Coding region: 88-1932 (614 amino acids)
Source: RefSeq, a predicted model, not a curated record
AUCACCACGACUCUGACAAGGCUACCGUCGCCCUGCAGCAGUGUAUUCUUUAGCCAUGUUUCCUCGCCGCUGACGAGCUGAAUCAAUAUGGGCCGACAAGCCUACCUGGCCAAGCUUGCCUUUGGACGGUCUGCAUUUGAGCCUACUAACGAAGUGACUGAGUCAGAGGAAUACAUACAGCUUGCAGCCUCCCAGUCCGACGAGCCUUUGCCGCAACGCUAUCGCGAAGCAAGUGCCAAUAAUUACAUUCAACUUUACGACGAGCGCGGUAAUCCUAUCAACCCACGCUCUCACGCAUACGGGAAGAAGCUCAGAGAUGCUCAAAACGAUGUCCUUGCCUCGGUAGGCGUAGUCGAGAGGCGCAGGUCUCAUCCGGAAGCACUUCCCGGCGCAUACGAAGAACGACUCAAAGAGCUUGAGGUCGAAGACACGGUUGGCAAUGCGCUUGCGCUGACAUCCACGGUGGUGGAGAACCUGUGCACCUGGUGGAUCGGCACGAUUAGAGAUCGGAUCCUUACAUUCCGCAUUCCCAAUGCAAUCCCACUUGUGCAGAUUGUGGCUUCGGAGCACGCGGCUUCUGGUAACUCAAUUGCCUUUGCUGGCUUUGCUCCUCGACUAGUCUCUACUAUUGGCAUACAGGCUCUCGCAUACAGUGCGUACGUCUACCAGCCAGUCGAACGCUUGGUACAGGUCACACAUGCGAGCUCCAAGACUCGUCGCUUCAUACGACGCUCGAGAAGUGUCCUCACGUUUGGAUUUCGAUUGUGCCUUGAGAUCCUCUUCUGUCCAUUUUCUUACCAUGCUCACUUGCAACGGCUCGGUCUCAUUCCUGCACGCCCAUUGCUACCGUAUUGGAAAUCAUUCAUACCUUUUUCGCCGUGGUCGCCGCUUACGCCCCUUUCCAUUCACCACCAUGCACCUGACUCUGCGCCUAGCAUCUUGAAAGUCAUCGCCACCUCUCCUAUGGUCGUAGUGGUUGCGGAGCACUUCUGCGAGCGCUGGAUGUACGCGGCAAUUUUCGAGGCUGUUGAGUCGUUCAUCAUUCGACCCGACAACGCAGACAUCGAGAGUCUGGACGCUGACAACAAGGACCGCGCUACUUCCAUACUAGGAUUGCAACGGAGAUCUCCGCCCCUGAUCAGAAGCGCCAUCAACAGGCUACUUGUGCUGCUUGGCUGGUGCGAACCGGACGAUCCGAAUGCGGACCGAAAGCCAUCGCUUGACUCUGCAGGCCAGAGUGUAGAGGUCGCGGGCCACGAGCUGAUGAACCUAGUACCAGUUGAGAUGCCAGUGUCUCACAUGGACAGACCUAUCACAGACGGGACUAACGAAAAUAAUGUUACCGUACCCGUCGAGACGGUAGAUGAUUUAUUGCGUCCCGCUACACCACCAACACCCACCGUUUCAGAGCACGACGACAACGACCCGAGGAUUAGGAUUACCUCGCGCGAGGGCAUUGUUGAGAUGGAAGUACGAUUGCCCCCACGGGUCAUCUCUUCUCACACUGAAGUCGUAGACGCGCAGCCCGCAACCUCGAGCCAUAGUCAUGUUGCACCGCGUCGAGUCUCUCGUUACACAACGACUCGAGCUCAUCACCGCGUAACGCAGCUUUCCACUGAGCCGUCAGAGAUGAUCGGCGCCAUCGUCAAAGCACAGCUAGUUGGACUUGCAGUGCUUCCGUUCAAGCUUGUUGUCCUCCGGCUAGUCGCAUCUCACUACCUGGCCGGCCAGCAGCACAGUGGAUAUGCACCACGCUUCGUUGAGACGCUUUCCAGCUUCAGUGAGUUGACGCUCCAAUCCAUUGGCACUGGAAUGUCACGCAUAGUGCUCUGUGCAGCGUGGGAAUUGGUAGUUGACCUCGGUCUCUGGAGCGCAUAUUGCCUGUCUGUCACAACUAUUGGCAAGAAGGUUUUCGGGUGGGGUGCGCUCUAAUAGAACUCGAUGUGGCCAAGACGAGUAAUUCGCCGUCUGAUCUUCGAAUGGCAUUGUAUG